Truncatella angustata is the source of this 1556-nucleotide messenger RNA. RefSeq lists its product as uncharacterized. The record is from RefSeq and is a predicted model, not a curated record. The transcript is spliced from 3 exons. The coding region runs from base 161 to 1324 and encodes 387 amino acids. Lineage: Eukaryota; Fungi; Ascomycota; Sordariomycetes; Amphisphaeriales; Sporocadaceae.
GUGUACGUACGCCUUGUCACGCGCUCAAGUCGGCAAAGUCGGUCACGCGGCCGGCCAUUGAAGCAAACUGGCCUUAAUCUACUCAACGCCCACUCCUUUGCCGGAGGUGCAUCGGCUUGGAUCGCCUCUUCAGGCAUCAGGCGACCCUUUUGACCGUGGCAUGGAUGACAACGCGCGAAGGAGGAGGCAGAACGAACCGCCUAUAAAUGCCACCUCGAACUCAAGAUAUCCGGUUCACGACCCAAAUGCGCAAAGGAGACCCUACGGCGCGAGUGCAGGCGCGACUGACAGGUAUCGCCCUGCGCCUCUGAAUACAUCACCGUCGACGGCACGAGGCAUGGGAGGAACGGCUGCCUACAGUGGCUACUAUCAGGAACCGGCCGCGGCGUUCUCUACAACCAUGCCACAGAACACAAUGCCCUACCAGUCCGAAUAUGGACAAGAUACGAGGCAAACACAACAAAACUUCGGUGCUUACAACGCUUCAAUGAUGUACAACGUACCGCAAGCGGGCGCGCAAAAUGCUGUUUACGAUGCGACUCAACAGUUUCCAUCUCGGCAACCUGCAGCAAUGCAGAUGAUGCCCGCGGAUGUAGCCGCGCCCUAUUUCCCGAGCGAACCAACGAACUCGUCUACUGCGCCUGGUCUGCAAGCACAGGCGGGAUCCUCAGGCACGUCUGCAGUAUAUCAACAAAGUCCUGCAGACCAGCGUGCCAUGAUUCACAAUUACCCCAGCAAUAUGGCGUCAAUGAGCGGAAUGUCACAGACGAGUGCGCCGGACCAGCCCAUGGCAGAGGAGCAGGAAUAUACUGCUUCGGCAGAGAUGGGCGAGGCCUACGAACAGUACCAAUCGGCUCUCAAGGAGAUCUUCACAAAUGUGCGCAAUGGAUCGUUGGUGGCAGCGAGUGAGUCGUUAUUGAACGUGUCUGACUGGCUGCUCUCCAAGGUUUCCGAGUUGGGUCUUGUUGUCGACAACCCAGAUCUUCACAGCGAUCGCAUCAAACUUUGGCACGACUUCAACCAUGCGUGGCUUGCAUUAUUUCAGAAGCAGAAGGAGUUGGCUGAGUCUGGUGUUCCGCCUCAACGAGGCCAAAGCGUCAUCUCAGAGGAGGGCUUGAAAAAGAUGGGCAAAGAACUGGUGCGGCUGUGUGACGGAAUUGAGCGGCAUGGACUGGUCGAUUACGAGUACGGUGUGUGGGAGGAGCAUAUUGUGGCGAUCAUCGAAGAAUGCCUGGACCUAUACGAGAACGACGACGAGGCCGGUCCGAGUUCACAAUCCCACGCAAACCCUGCUGGCAGCAGCAGUCACCACGGCUCUCGAUAGGCAAAUAUCUCGUCACCUCACACAAAGCGAACAUGGCGGGAGAAUCUGGCUGCAACGCUACGAUUUCAUUCCCUUGUACUAUACUGUCGCGGUCAAAUUGGAUUUCGCAGACAUGGAUUUUCAUUAGGCAACAAUUCCUCUGCAGCUGGGCACUACUUUUGGACGGAUCCUCUCGGGUCCACCACGUCGAUUCAUGUCAAGAGGGGCACUGGAGUUUGAGGGAUUAUGUGGC